AUGCACCGCGCCGAUCUUUUAACCAUCGAGAGUACAUCUGCUUCCAAGCCGAGUUUGCUUUCGUCAUUCUGGUCAAUCAACGUGCAAGUUCAGAACAAUGAACAUCUUGAGUUGGACAAUAAGGGCUGCUCUCAACUUUCGCUUCCUGAAGUAACCAACAAUGAGAUUCAGGACCCUCCAAAACUAAUUCGAAGUCUUUCGGUGAAUGACAUCAAUGCUCAAUAUGAGCCUCCACAAUCAAGACAAUCGACAAUUCAAUUGCCAACACAAGCCAAAGAAAAUCCAUCGUGCCGAAUUGCCAACUGGCUCACUAAUCUUAACAUUAAUAAGUAA
Messenger RNA from Caenorhabditis bovis, 333 nucleotides. The record is from the annotation of a GenBank genome assembly. NCBI's taxonomy places the organism in Eukaryota, Metazoa, Nematoda, Chromadorea, Rhabditida, Rhabditidae.